UUGGGAACCCGGAAACGCGUAUCUUAUCUCAUGACGUGUUUGAUCGAGUUCGCAGGCGGCUGCUCGAGCGGCGUCAGAUAGCAGCAUGCUUCUAUCAACGCUUCGCUUUUAAACCGUGAAUUUGCCCACACACAAGUGUGAGCCGCCAUGGGCACCGUUUUUGCCGUCCUUCUGGUGUUUGUCGGAUGUUGUAGCAAUGUGGUGUCUCUGGAGCUGCUUGUAAGAGAGUUCCCCGGCUGCGGCAACAUCGUCACAUUUGCGCAGUUUGCGUUCAUCGCGUUGGAGGGAUUCGUCUUCGAAACGCGCUUGGGCACCAAGAAGCCCGUCAUCCCCAUCAGCAACUACGGGAUCAUGGUGACCAUGUUCUUCACGGUCAGCGUGAUCAACAACUACGCCCUCAACUUCAACAUCGCCAUGCCGCUCCACAUGAUCUUCAGAUCGGGGUCUCUCAUCGCCAACAUGAUCCUGGGUAUCGUCAUCCUGAAGAAAAGGUAUUCGGUCAGCAAAUAUUUGUCCAUCGCUUUAGUUUCCGCCGGCAUCUUCAUCUGCACCGUCAUGUCGGCCAAGCAAGUCAAUGUGGCCAACGAGGGCUCGGAGGAGGACGGCUUUUACGCCUUCGUGCGCUGGCUUGUCGGAAUCGCCAUGUUGACCUUUGCCCUGCUCAUGUCGGCACGGAUGGGAAUUUUCCAGGAGACGCUGUACAAGCGGUACGGAAAACACUCCAAAGAGGCUCUUUUUUAUAACCACUUCCUGCCUCUGCCGGCCUUCCUGCUCCUCUCCUCGGACAUCUACAGCCACUGCGUCCACUUCAGUCACAGCACUCCGGCGCUCGUUCCUGUCAUCCAACUGAACGUUCCAAUUAUGUGGCUGUACCUGCUCGCCAACGUCAUCACGCAGUACGUGUGCAUCCGCGGCGUGUUCAUCCUGACCACCGAGUGCGCCUCGCUCACCGUCACCCUGGUGGUGACCCUGAGGAAGUUCCUCAGCCUCAUCUUCUCCAUCGUGUACUUCCAAAACCCCUUCACGGCGUGGCACUGGGCGGGCACGGCCGUGGUGUUCAUGGGCACGCUGCUCUACACCGAGGUGUUGAGCCGCGUGACGGCGGCGAGGAAGAAGGCCGAGUGACAACGGCGGUUAUGGACAUUUUUAGAUUUUAUACCUGGGCACUUUUCACAUCUGUUUACUCUUUUAAAACCAGUGCUGGGAAGUAACCAAUUACAAAUACUUUUACUGUACUUAAGUAGACCUUUCAGAUAUCUGUACUUUACGUGAGUAUUUAUUUUUCGGACCACUAUUUACUUUUACUCUCUACAUUUGAAAACAGAUGUGUAUUUUCUACCCCUCACUAUUAUCAAAAUAGGCUUGUUACUUUUUUCCCCCCACAACAUUAGCAAAGCUAUGGGAUCACAUUUUUGGUUUGAU
This is a messenger RNA of Phyllopteryx taeniolatus (common seadragon), 1422 nucleotides long. RefSeq names its product solute carrier family 35 member B4 (gene slc35b4). Gene Ontology annotation, cellular component: endoplasmic reticulum membrane; Golgi membrane. Gene Ontology annotation, molecular function: UDP-N-acetylglucosamine transmembrane transporter activity; UDP-xylose transmembrane transporter activity. The coding region runs from base 148 to 1125 and encodes 325 amino acids. Gene Ontology annotation, biological process: transmembrane transport. Lineage: Eukaryota; Metazoa; Chordata; Actinopteri; Syngnathiformes; Syngnathidae. The transcript is spliced from 10 exons. The record is from RefSeq and is a predicted model, not a curated record.